This is a messenger RNA of Tigriopus californicus, 3143 nucleotides long. RefSeq lists its product as uncharacterized. Bases 524 to 3079 code for a protein of 851 amino acids. NCBI's taxonomy places the organism in Eukaryota, Metazoa, Arthropoda, Copepoda, Harpacticoida, Harpacticidae. Gene Ontology annotation, cellular component: cytoplasm; plasma membrane. The record is from RefSeq and is a predicted model, not a curated record. The transcript is spliced from 2 exons.
UGGCCCGACCUGUGUGAACCGGCCUGCUCUUGGCCCGGAAUAGGACCCAGGAUCGAGCGCCAAGAAGAUACAUCUGAACACAGCAUUACAGUAGAUCGGAGAAGGGCCCCUUUGUUCGCUUCUUCAGGCAGUGAAGAGUUUUCGAUCCACUCAACCACGAGGAACCAAGACAGCCAUCUCUGGUGGUUGUACAGGUUCGGAAUGGAGGAUAGAGUAGCAUUGGUUGGCGGAGCGGAGCUCUGGAAGAACAACACAAUAGACCAUUAGGUGCUCUACUCAUCUAACCAUCGAAUCCGUCUCUCAGUCAGUCAACCACGAUUUUGGAGACGGAGGAGAGUCAGAUGGUGCUGGUGCCUUGCUCAAAUAUCUUGUCAAGGUGUGAAGACGAUUUUCUAGAACUUGGUUCGCCAGUGUUGACCGCAAACUUGUUGAUUGGUCCAUCUAUCUUUCUCGGAGGAGAAAAAGCCUUAUUGUGGAAAUGAGUUUAUAACAUAACAGAUUCCUCGUCUGGAAUCCAACCAAAAUGAAUUCACCCACGAUUGUGGCCCCUUCUCACCAUGGAACAGGGUGGCAAGGGCGACCUCCUCAUUCUCCCACGGAGGCUCAAAGUGGUGGUGGGGGUAGUGGCGGUGCAGGAGGAGUGGGCGGACAAUCCUCUGGUAUGCCCCCUAUGCCUCGCAUGAUCUCACCUAUGGGUCACCGGCCUUUAGGGCCUGCAUCCCGAGGGCCCCAUCCUGGUUUGCUCCUCUCUCCUGCAGAUCAUCCUCAUCCAUUGAUGCGACCUCCAAGGAUGCCCUUCUUUAUCAGAGAAAUCUAUAAAAAUGGGUUCCUAAAACGGUUACCCUACAACGAGAAGAAGAGUAGCGCUCUGUCGAAGCUCAUGCGGACUGAUCGUUAUUGGGUGGUAUUUUCCGUGCACGAUGACGUUCACCCGUUCCUUGAACUAUGGAAUGAGCCCACCGAAGUGGCAUCUAAGCCCCCACAAUAUGUAUUCCCAUUGGCAGUUUGCAAGCACAUAUCACCCUCCAUCGUUCCUGCCGACCAAGAGUGGAGCUUUGUGAUUAAUUUUGAGACAGCCGCCAUCCGAUUCUCGUGCAAUUCAAGGGACACCAUGGAUGAGUGGGUGGACUGCAUUAGACACAAGCUCGGAGAAAUGGGAAUCCUCAAUCCGAAAGGCAAUCUAUAUUCCAAGGUACCUGCACUCAACCCUCCCAAAUUGGCCAGGAACCCAAUGUCGCCUCUACCCAGCCCCCCUGUGAGUGCAGCGGAGAAUAUAUCAAACAUGCAGGCCACGCCCUCUUUGGAGCCCUUUGAUAAUGCAGAGGUUCUCACUAAACGAGGCGAUGGUGCCUCUCGAAACCGUUUGAGUAUAGUGGACGCUUCAGACGAAAGUAACCAAACCUUUACGACAAGCAUUUAUUUGAACCAGACUCCACCUUCCACUCCCCAAAUCCAGUCCAGCGUAUCUCACGCUCCAACUUCGUCAUCCAAGCCAAAUCUUACCUUAGCAUCAACAUCGCCCAUUCCAAAGUUCGAGAGUCUUUCAUGCGCAUCGGCGCCUUCGUCUCCGACCAAAUCAAUGCCGAUUUCACCCGUGGCAAACCCACCAUCAUGUAGCAUAAAUGGAGCUACCUCGACCGUGUAUCUGAAUCAAGACGUUCCCACGAGGCACGUCACCGUCAUCCCAAUCAACAAGGACAAAGAGAACCACCCUCCUGAGGAAAUGGGUUCUGGUUCACCCCAAAAGCAAGAAGACAACACCAGUGAACUUUACACUGCUAUUGUUGUUCCUCCAGAGAGCAGAGAAGAACGAGCUAAAGCCAGGAAGCCCAGUGGCUCCAAUAAUAAUAAUCAGCAACAACGAGAAGGUCGAAGACGAUCUCCCAAUCGCCGUCAACGACAUCUCGAACAAUCUAACGGAGAAUCCACAAACGAGGGACAAGUUUCCAGACGAUUCUCCGAUCGGAGGCCAGAUGUCGUGUCCGGAAAAGGGGGCUACAACAUACAACAAAGAAUCCGAAGAAAGACCCAACGCUCCUCCAGUUUGGGUCCCCUCUUGGACGAACACAACAUCCACUCUCAAUCAUUAGCACAACAAAGAAAUGUGAACACAAACUCCUUGGAAAGCAUUGAUAGCAACCCAAGAUCCGCCUUGCCUAAGAGUGAUCGCUCCAAAGGAGCCAUUCCUAGGCGACCUCUCACACACCACACCAGUGUGCCUCUUGAGUCGGCCACCGCUCAGGAUCCGCCUCCAAGGCAUUUGAAUGAGCUACCGGCGGGCAUUCGACCUCCUCCCUAUCAUCCCCUGUCAAACUUGGGAGCUCAUCCACCUCAUAUCCCGUUGCCGGGAUUAACUUGCCAACUUUCAUUGCCCCAUGGGAUGGCCGUUCCAGGUCAAGUUGGCGACUCUCAUCCCCCGCAGCGGUCUCUCCGCGAGCAACAAGUCCACCGAUUACGACAAGAAAUUGCUCAUCCAAGUGGCGUGCGACUGGCAUUACGGAAACGGGAUUGUCAGCACUCUCUGGCAUUGGUGGAGUUCUUUGGUCGCCUGUGGGUGGCUGGUUGGAAACAAAAGGAAUACCCAGUGCUGUACAAUGCGUUCCACAUUGGUGACCAGAUCAUGACUGUGGCUGGAUUACCGGUCAGAACGGCCUCCGAGUUUAGUAAGCUCGUCAAAACGAAAGGUUCGAAUGACACGCUGCAUGUGGAGAUCAUCAUUCGACGGCUGCCUUUUGCUCAAGUAUUCCACUUGAGACGCGAGAUCGACACCCAGCCCUUAGGAAUUAUCACGCACGGCAAUACAAAUGAGAUCAAAGAGAUCCUUCCCGGUGGACCCGCCUCAAAUCAUGGCAUGACCAGCAAGGUCAGAAGCUUCGAUGGUCUCAAUUUAGUUCCAUGGGUCUUGACCGAAGUCAACGGCAGACCUCUGAAUCUUUUCGCCAAGGAAGGUGAAGCAACGGAUCGGCUUCACGCCUUGGGUCGUGAUGUGUCUGUGACAAUUCAACCAGCUGAUAUUGUUCAACGCUUCAAGAAACAAUUGAAAUCCUUCAGAAGUCAUAAGGACUACGUCCUUGGUUAGUCAAAUUUGUGAUAAUGAUGAAUAUCUCCGUAGCAAUAAAACGGCCAUUGUCUUGAAAAACGGU